Messenger RNA from Nicotiana tabacum (common tobacco), 806 nucleotides. NCBI's taxonomy places the organism in Eukaryota, Viridiplantae, Streptophyta, Magnoliopsida, Solanales, Solanaceae. The record is from RefSeq and is a predicted model, not a curated record.
UGUAUCAUGCUCUUCCGAUGAACUAUGUAACCAUUAGCAAUCUCCGAAGCAAACUAGGAGGAGAGACAAAUCAAACUACUGUGAAGAAGCUAAUAGAUAAAAUGACAGAAGAUGGCUUUAUUGAGGCUAAGAGUAAACGCAGGCUAGGCAAGCGUGUGAUCCACUCUGACUUGACUGAGAAAAAGCUGGUUGAGGUUAAGAAGGUCUUAGAGAAAGAUGCCAUGGACGUGGACAUGAACAAAUCGGAAAACAAUCCCACAGAUUUAUCCACUUGCGGUGCUCUCCACUCUAUUGGAUCAGAUCUCACACGCACAAGAGGCAAAUCUGAUGCCUACCAGAAUGGCUCUGCCUUGAGUGAUCAGACUGUCUCAAAGAGAAGGGACCAUGAAAAUACACCAUCAAGCCGAGCUGAGCCCAUAGCUUCUACUGAGAGUUUUGUUCCUGGAAAAGAGAAUGGAAAAUCAUAUGGAAGCACCAACCAUUUUAAUGAGUUCGAGACAGUUAUCUGUAGCAGAUCGGGUAAGCGUAAAAGGAAAGCAAGCAUGGUGGAAGAGCCCAUUCUUCAGUUUGGGAGCCGCCAAAAAUCUCAAAUUGCGUGAAGCUCACCUCUGGAUGCUCAAUUAGUGACAUUUCUUGGUAGUUUCUUUAGUGGUAGUCUUCUCUUAACCCGAGCAGCUAUGUGUUGGUUUAAUCUUGGAACUUUCGUUUGUUAACUAGCAAAUAUACCGGUGACCAUGAUACUGUAGUCAACAAAAACUAAUAUUUCUCUUAUGGAAACUGAAAUAUAACCCCAAAGUUGAAGUUCA